Messenger RNA from Pyrenophora tritici-repentis Pt-1C-BFP, 1635 nucleotides. RefSeq names its product CodB, Purine-cytosine permease. Lineage: Eukaryota; Fungi; Ascomycota; Dothideomycetes; Pleosporales; Pleosporaceae. Gene Ontology annotation, biological process: transmembrane transport. Gene Ontology annotation, molecular function: transmembrane transporter activity. The record is from RefSeq and is a predicted model, not a curated record. Gene Ontology annotation, cellular component: fungal-type vacuole membrane; plasma membrane.
AGUCAGUUGACGAUUCUCCGCUUGUCGUCGUCAUUGUCCAUCUCAAGUACGGUCGCUGUCAUGGUAGAAUUCUGCACGAACAACACCCACGAUGACGAGACCAAAGUUGCGCCGAAUGCGAGCAAUGAACUGCAACUACAACUGCCUAUCAGCACGCGUGAUGCUGGAAUCGACGAGCGCUUACGAAAUGGGGGAUGGCAAGAUACGUUCAAGGCAUUCGAGAGGCAGCUCGUGGAAUACAACCUCGAGGCGCGUGGCAUUCAGCGUGUAGAGCCAGACGAGCGACAAGACUUGCGCCUCCUGGGAUACUCGCAGGUCGCUAUCAUGUGGUUUAGCGUCAACCUGGCUGCAAACAACAUCACCCUAGGUAUGCUGGGCCCCGCUGUCUUCGCGCUCGGAUUCCUUGACUCCUGUCUGCUGGCCGUCUUUGGCGUAUCUGUGGGCUGUCUUGUUGUCGCAUACAUUGCCACCUUUGGGCCGAAGAGUGGAAAUCGGACCAUGGUAUUCACACGCUAUGUCACAGGAUGGUGGCCGUCUAGAAUUGUUGUCUUACUCAAUAUUGUCGUCCUUUUGGGUUACGGCAUGAUCGACUGCGUAGUAGCCGGACAGAUACUGUCUGCCGUCUCUGGAAAUUCCAUGUCUGUCGUAGUCGGCAUCAUCAUCGUGGCCGUGAUUGCAUGGAUCAUCACAACGUUCGGAUAUCGAAUAUUCCACUAUUAUGAGCGCUGGGCGUGGCUCCCCCAGUUAAUUGUGCUCUCCGUGUUAGCUGGUAUCGCAGGGCCACACUUCAACAUCUCUUCCCAGUCGACUGGCGAUACGGAUCCGGACACCAUAAUAGGAAACCGCAUUAGCUUUUUCGGCCUGACACUAGCUGCGGCUAUCACAUACGGUGGUGGCGCGGCUGAUUAUUUUGUUUACUAUCCCGAACACUCAUCGUCCUUGAAAAUCUUCGCAAUGACCAUGCUAGGUCUUAUGUGCAGCUUUACAUUUGCCUUUAUCUUAGGUAUCGGCCUAGCAUCCGGCAUGUCAACCAAUAGCAACUGGGAAGCAGCAUACGGUGUAUCCCAGGGCGCUCUCAUUGUCGAAGCAUACAAGCCUCUUGGCGGGUUUGGUUCUUUCUGUGGUGUCAUCGUCGCUCUUGGUCUUGUCGCCAAUCUCAUUCUUCCCACAUACUCUUCUGGUAUUGAUGCCCAGAUCCUUGGUCGGUACGCAGGCGCGAUACCGAGAGUAAUCUGGAACACCAUCGGCGUUGUCAUAUACACAAUAUGUGCAUUAGCCGGACGUGCUCAUCUUGCCGAGAUCUUUACCAAUUUCCUGGCUCUGAUGGGUUACUGGGUAUCUGUCUGGGUCGCUAUCGUUCUAGAAGAGCAUUUGAUCUUUCAUCGCCAGGCAGGCUUUAAUUGGGGAGUUUGGAAUCAAAAGAAGAAGCUCCCUCUGGGUAUUGCAGCAUUUGCAGCCUUUGUCAUCGGUUGGAUAGGCGCUAUCAUGUGCAUGGCACAAGUUUGGUAUAUCGGGCCAAUCGCCAAGCAAGUUGGUACCCACGGAGGAGAUAUGGGCAAUUUUAUUGGCUUUGCAUGGGCGGCAGUUGUAUAUCCUCCCCUAAGGAUAUUGGAACUCAAGCGGUUCGGAAGAUGA